Molecule: messenger RNA, 791 nt
Organism: Cynara cardunculus var. scolymus (artichoke)
Lineage: Eukaryota; Viridiplantae; Streptophyta; Magnoliopsida; Asterales; Asteraceae
Product: chaperone protein dnaJ 11, chloroplastic-like
Exons: 1
Coding region: 111-575 (154 amino acids)
Source: RefSeq, a predicted model, not a curated record
UAAUUCCACCAUUUGGAUAACUCCCAUUAUGGAUUCCAUUCCCCUCCCCCCCCCCCCCCUCUUUUAUAAAACCCAUUCUUCCGCAUCAAUCUAAAAAACAUAAUCUCCCAAUGGCCAUUUCAACUCCAUCGUCCUUCUUUACCUCCCCCAAUUCCCCCCUCACUUCACACCCAUCACCACGACCGGUUUCAACCUCGGUACAGUUCGGAAGAUGGCGGAUUUCCGCCGCGUACGCUACUGCCGAGAGGGUGGAGACGGAAUCAAUUCGAUCGUUCAUGAAUGCGGCCCCGUCUUCGUUGUAUGACGUGCUCGGGAUUCGAAUGGGAGCCGAUGCACGAGAGGUGAAAGCUGCGUACCGUAGAUUAGCCAGAGUUUUGCAUCCGGACGUCGGAAGUCAUGACUCGUCGGCGGAUGAGUUCAUGAAAGUGCACUCAGCGUAUUCUACGCUCGCAGAUCCAGCAAAACGAGCGGAUUACGAUCGCAGUCUGGCGCAGAGGCGGGUGGGUGGUCCGUCUCCAAUGAGAUCUGGCGGCGCAUACAAGAGUCGCAGAUGGGAGACGGACCAGUGUUGGUAGAUCCUUGAAAUUGGAUCGUCAUUUUAGAGAAGUUGAGCUUGUAAAUAUGCCGAUUUCGGUGGUUUCAACCAUUUUCGCAAUACUUCGCCAUGAUUUUGAAGCCAAAGUAUUGAAUUUAUGGGAUUAUGAUUUUUCAUAUAAUGUACCUCAUCAAGUGUAGUUUCUUAUGAUUUGGUUUUCGUUUUCAUAAGGUUUUAUUCAUCUAAAAUCUAUAGC